GCGCCCCUUUCCCUCUUGCCUGCCACUUGGUGAUCUGACACUGAUUCCUAAAGAAGUGAAAUUUCCUAUUUAAAACAGGACUUGAUUUCUCCAUCUGAACAGUGGGAGUGAGGACCCUGACCUCCGAGAGUGCUUAUGGGGAAUAACACGGUGCUAGAAGUUGGGUGAGCUGGGCCAGGCAGCACUGCGGGUUUGGGAAAUGAGAAUCCACUCACCCACUCCCAAAGGAGUCAUGCCAAAUAGUGGGGUGUGGGAAGAAUCUUCACAAAGCACUUGAGUUCACCCCAUCAGCUGUGAACCAACAGAUCCACAGGACCAGAUAGCAAAGGGAGGAACAUGCUUUAAGUCUCAGAAGCAUCUGCCUGCACAGUCCCCGUCAUGCUGAUUCACAAAUGGGCUGGGGCCAGUAACGGAAUGCAUGUUUGGAGGCCAAAUAUGUUUAAGCUGGAGGAACAGGAAGCCAAAUCUCCUUAGAGGGAAAGAGCUGGACUCUGGGGAACCUACCAGAUGAGGGUUAAAGCAGGCCUGAGAGCUCAGGCCGGUUCCUCUACCUCUGUGCCUCGGCUUUCUCGCCUGUGAAGUGGGCAGAUAUUGACUUCUACAUUUGGUUCUUGCUAGAAGGACAUGAGCUGAUGCAGGGAAGGGGCUUGGCGCAAUAGAUGUUAACAGAUAAUGUGAUGAUCUUCGUGUUUUAAUUCAGACUCUGUGAGUUGCAUCAAGGUCAGGAAUGCUCCCUGGCCACUUUUGCUUUGAGUUUCAGGUAGCUGGUGUCACUUCGGUGUGGUUUGAAGAAGAGUUUCUCUCCAGCUGCGUUGGAGGUGCCCUUUUGACCUGGAGGCCUGGGGUGAGCCCCCUUGCCCUUGCUGACUUCUGCUAACCCGCUUCCUGGGGGAAUCGCUGCACAAGUUGAAUUUUAAAGGUCUGCUGGCCACAGGGCUGCCACACUGGCUGGGACUGCCAGCUGGACCUGGACUCCCCAGCUUGGAGCAGCCCCUCUUUGACCUCGCCCCGUGGAGAAGCAGCCCCAUGAAGGUGCCCAGCCAUGCAAUGUUCCUGGAAGGCCGUCCUCCUCCUUGCCCUGGCCUCCAUUGCCAUCCAGUACACGGCCAUCCGCACCUUCACCGCCAAGUCCUUUCACACCUGCCCCGGGCUGGCGGAGGCCGGACUGGCCGAGCGACUGUGUGAGGAGAGCCCCACCUUCGCCUACAACCUUUCCCGCAAGACCCACAUCCUCAUCCUGGCCACUACGCGCAGCGGCUCCUCCUUCGUGGGCCAGCUCUUCAACCAGCACCUGGACGUCUUCUACCUGUUUGAGCCCCUCUACCACGUCCAGAACACGCUUAUCCCCCGCUUCACCCAGGGCAAGAGCCCGGCCGACCGGCGGGUCAUGCUGGGCGCCAGCCGAGACCUCCUGCGGAGCCUCUACGACUGCGACCUCUACUUCCUGGAGAACUACAUCAAGCCGCCGCCGGUCAACCACACCACCGACAGGAUCUUUCGCCGCGGGGCCAGCCGGGUCCUUUGCUCUCGGCCUGUGUGCGACCCUCCGGGGCCAGCCGACCUGGUCCUGGAGGAGGGGGACUGCGUGCGCAAGUGCGGGCUACUCAACCUGACGGUGGCGGCAGAGGCGUGCCGCGAGCGCAGCCACGUGGCCAUCAAGACGGUGCGCGUGCCCGAGGUGAACGACCUGCGCGCCCUGGUGGAAGACCCGCGGUUAAACCUCAAGGUCAUCCAGCUGGUCCGAGACCCCCGCGGCAUUCUGGCUUCGCGCAGCGAGACCUUCCGGGACACGUACCGGCUCUGGCGGCUCUGGUACGGCACAGGGAGGAAACCCUACAACCUGGACGUGACGCAGCUGACCACAGUGUGCGAGGACUUCUCCAACUCCGUGUCCACCGGCCUCAUGCGGCCCCCGUGGCUCAAGGGCAAGUACAUGUUGGUGCGCUAUGAGGACCUGGCCCGGAAUCCCAUGAAGAAGACCGAGGAGAUCUACGGGUUCCUGGGCAUCCCGCUGGACAGCCACGUGGCCCGCUGGAUCCAGAACAACACGCGGGGCGACCCCACCCUGGGCAAGCACAAAUACGGCACCGUGCGAAACUCGGCGGCCACUGCCGAGAAGUGGCGCUUCCGCCUCUCCUACGACAUCGUGGCCUUUGCCCAGAACGCCUGCCAGCAGGUGCUGGCCCAGCUGGGCUACAAGAUCGCCGCCUCGGAGGAGGAGCUGAAGAACCCCUCGGUCAGCCUGGUGGAGGAGCGGGACUUCCGCCCCUUCUCGUGACCCGGGCAGCGCGGGUGGGGGCGGGAGGCGCACGGUGUAGGUUUUGAUAAAAUGGACCGUUUUAACUGUUGCCUUAUUUCCCCCUCCCUCUACCCACCUCAUCUUCGUGUCCCUCCUGCCCUUAGCUCACCCCACUCCCUUCUGCCCAUUUUUGUCUCUGAAAUUUGCACUAUGUCUUGGACGGGAAUCACUGGGGCAGAGGCGCGUGAAGUGGGGUCCCGCCCCCACCCCACCCCAUUCAGACACACGGAUAUUGGGUCUCUGUGCGGACGGUGACAAUGUUUACAAGCACCACACUUACACAUCCACACACGCACACGGGCACCCGCGAGGCGACUUCUCAAGCUUUUGAAUGGGUGAGUGGUCGGGUAUCUAGUUUUUGCACUGUCUUACUAUUCAAGGUAAGAGGAUACAAACAAGAGGACCACUUGUCUCUAAUUUAUGAAUGGUGUCCAUCCUUUCCCCAUCCCUGCUUCCUGCCCCUGACACCCACUUUCCCCCUUAGAGCAGCGAAACUGCCCCCUCCUGCCCGCCCUUGCCUGUCGGUGAGGCAGGUUUUUACUGUGAGGUGAACGUGGACCUGUUUCUGUUUCCAGUCUGUGGUGAUGCUGUCUGUCUGUCUGAGUCUCGUGGCCGCCCCUGGACCAGUGAUGACUGAUGAAUCUUAUGAGCUUCUGAUUGAUCUCGGGGUCCAUCUGUGAUAUUUCUUUGUGCCAAAAAGAAAAAAAAAGAGUGGAUCAGUUUGCUAAAUGAACAUUGAAAUGCUUUAUGUGUGUUUUCUGUAAAUAAAAGAGUGCAAUAAUC
Chlorocebus sabaeus (green monkey) is the source of this 3082-nucleotide messenger RNA. Lineage: Eukaryota; Metazoa; Chordata; Mammalia; Primates; Cercopithecidae. The record is from RefSeq and is a predicted model, not a curated record.